Molecule: messenger RNA, 498 nt
Organism: Vigna unguiculata (cowpea)
Lineage: Eukaryota; Viridiplantae; Streptophyta; Magnoliopsida; Fabales; Fabaceae
Source: RefSeq, a predicted model, not a curated record
AUGGAAUCAGCAUCCCUUCUUCAUGCACAAUUUGGUCAUCCCAGCCUUGCCAAACUGCAACAACUUGUCCUCUCUUCUCGUUGUGAGCCACCAUCUACUACUAUAGAUAUCCCUAUUGUGUGUGAUCCUCCUAGUGUGCCCACUUCCAGUGCCACCUCGGAUUCUCCUCAGCCACCUCCGAGUGUACCUAUUGCGGAUAGACCACCUCUUCAGGUUUAUAGCAGAAGACACUGUUGCCAACCACCACCACAUGACUCACAUCAAGUGCCGAGUUAUUUGUUUCCUACGGUUCCAAGAAUUGAGUCUGAUCUUCCCAUUGCCCUUCGUAAAGGUAUGCGUUCUACCCGUAAUCAUUCCCCCCAUUAUGCUACUUUGAGUUAUCAUAGAAUCUCUCCAUCUUUCUAUACAUGCCUUUCGUCUAUUUCCUCUUUGUCAAUUCCAAAAUCUUUAGGUGAUGCAUUAGUCCACCCUGGUUGGCGUUAGACCAUGCUUGAUGAA